Messenger RNA from Rubroshorea leprosula, 1140 nucleotides. Lineage: Eukaryota; Viridiplantae; Streptophyta; Magnoliopsida; Malvales; Dipterocarpaceae. The record is from the annotation of a GenBank genome assembly.
CCAAACCCAAAAACAAAAAAGGAACAAAAAAAAUAAAAAUAAAAAAAGAAAAAAAGGGGAAGGCAUCGGGAACUUUCCCCUUCCCCCAUCAAUUUUUUUUCAUUUUUCUUCUCCCUCCCGAACCAGCCCUGCCUAGCCUUGCACCAGCCCGCGCCCGCGUUUACCCCCUGCGCCCCUGCACGCCCGUGCCUUGCACUCUGCUACACCUGCACUCGAUCCUGCACUCCUGCUUCUGCCAAAAAGCUGGAUCCUCUGCUGCACCAGAUCCCCUUGCCGUCUGCUGCGCCGAACCCACGUUGCUUGCACGCCUGCACUCUGUGCCAGCAUCAUGACCCUGCACCGAGCCUUGCUGCACCCCUGCUGCUCUGCCUCUGCACUCUACAGCAGCUCCAGACAAAUUAGCAUUAUUAUCGAUUGAUAGAGCAAGACUUUUUUAUUAUUUUUAUCUUUAUUUUUAUCUUUUAUUCGGGUAUAUAUAUAGAGAAAAAUCAGAUUGAAAGGGGGUUUUCUGGUUGAUUUUCGGGGCUGGAAGGGGAUUUCUUCUGGUAUUGAGACCGGGGGUUCUGAUUUUGGAGUUUGAUUUGGGUUGAUUUCGGGUCUUUUGGUUGAGUUCUGGGUUUUAAUUUUGGAGUCUCCGUCCGUUUGUUUCUUGGAGAACAGUAGGAGGAGAUUUUCAGGAGCAGAAACGGGGGGAUUUUCUUUUUGUUGGGGGGAAGGUUUUUUGGGGUUGAUUUCGGGUCUGUUACUGGGAGAUUGGUUGUGGUUGAUCUGGGGGGUCUCUUUUUCUGAUUUCGGAGUUUGAUUUAGGAGUCAUUGUUCUGGGUUUCGGGGGAAAGGAGAGAGAAGAAAACCGAGCUGAUUUCGGCAAGAUUUCGGCGAUAUUUCAGCCUCCUUUUGCUAGGUAUUUUCCUGCAAUAGAGGAGUCUUUUUGGGGAGGCAGUGAGGGGAAUGAUCUAGGCUUGAUCUCGUGGGUGGGAUCCGCCAGAUGGGACUACGAUCUGUUACCCAGAAAGCUCCGUCGUGUUUGCUUCUUUUGUCUUCCUGUUUCCGUGACAUGCUUUUGUGAUGUUUACGUUUGUAUAUUGUAAUUGCACCAAACCCGAAGUCCUUCUUCAGUCCGCGCUUGCACUUCGGAACGAC